Mya arenaria is the source of this 385-nucleotide messenger RNA. RefSeq lists its product as uncharacterized. The record is from RefSeq and is a predicted model, not a curated record. Lineage: Eukaryota; Metazoa; Mollusca; Bivalvia; Myida; Myidae. The transcript is spliced from 4 exons. The coding region runs from base 77 to 385 and encodes 102 amino acids.
UUUCAAGCUCCACAGAAAUGUGCUGCCUGGAAAUUGGCUGCCUUUUGGAGUAUGUGCAUAAGGCUCAGGACUACAUAUGCGGAUUGAGAUAUCUAGGAUAGCCAUUAGGAGCUGCUUGGCCAUUUUCCAUCGAAAACAACCUCAGAUGUUUAUGGACGGUUUACAAGAUGAAUGGCAAACAUCAAGGUUAUUUUCAAUUGAAAAUGGCCGAGAAGUUCCAAAUGCAAUGAUAGCAGGAAAUACAAAGUUCCACCUGGGUCUGCACUGGGGCACUUCAGUCCAUAAUGGAAAAUCAAAUGCUGAGAUGAUAGGAGAAGUGGCUGCGCUUGUGACCAGCUCAUCAAGGAGUGGCCAUAACAUUCUCCAACUUGUAGCUGUUGCCUGA